Trichomycterus rosablanca is the source of this 1070-nucleotide messenger RNA. RefSeq names its product ubiquitin-conjugating enzyme E2D 3 (gene ube2d3). Gene Ontology annotation, molecular function: ubiquitin conjugating enzyme activity. The record is from RefSeq and is a predicted model, not a curated record. Bases 91 to 537 code for a protein of 148 amino acids. Lineage: Eukaryota; Metazoa; Chordata; Actinopteri; Siluriformes; Trichomycteridae. Gene Ontology annotation, cellular component: nucleus. Gene Ontology annotation, biological process: protein K48-linked ubiquitination. The transcript is spliced from 8 exons.
UUAGCGCGCUAGCAGCUAUCAGUAGCUCUGACCGGUGUGGAGUGGAGUGGAGUGGAGUGGACUAGCUCAGCCACCACUAACAGUGGGAAGAUGGCGCUUAAGCGAAUUCAGAAGGAGCUGACUGACUUAGCCCGUGAUCCCCCAGCACAAUGUUCAGCAGGUCCAGUUGGGGAUGAUGUAUUUCAUUGGCAGGCUACCAUCAUGGGCCCUAAUGAGAGUCCCUAUCAGGGUGGUGUUUUCUUCCUGACUAUACACUUUCCAACAGAUUACCCCUUUAAACCUCCAAAGGUUGCAUUUACCACACGAAUCUACCACCCAAAUAUAAACAGUAAUGGAAGUAUCUGUCUGGAUAUUCUCAGGUCCCAGUGGUCCCCAGCACUUACCAUUUCUAAAGUUCUCUUGUCCAUCUGCUCACUAUUAUGUGAUCCAAACCCAGACGAUCCUCUUGUACCAGAGAUUGCACGAAUCUACAAGACAGAUACGGAGAAGUACAAUAAAAUGGCAAGAGAAUGGACAGAGAAAUACGCCAUGUUGUAGGUGCUGGAUACAACAAAGUAGCACGGGAAUGGACACAGAAAUAUGCCAUGUGAUGUUGGCUGGACACAUUAAUAAACUGUUGUUUAUGCUCUCAUAUUUGGUCACUGUCUUAAGACCAUUGUAUCCCUUCUGUCUCCUGCGGAGGAAUGGUCCACGGCUGUCUGCUCAAAUCAAGACUACAGCAAAACAUGCAGGAAUUUGUUUUUUUCAGCUACAAUGUGGAAUUCACCCAGCCAAUGGAAUGUCUCCUCUGCCUCUUCUGCCUUGUGGUCCUCGUGUCAGACAUUUAUUCUGACCUCUCAACCGAUACCUGCUCAGGCAGAAGGAUUUUGACUGUAGGCUGUAUAAUAUAAUCACUGGUAGCAUAGCACUGGCAUCACCAGACACCUUCUUCUGUUUUGCUAGUUUGUACAGAUCUGCAAUUAUUAGAUUCAUUUCCAUAGCUAUAACGAUAAAACGCAACUUGCUUAACCCCAGCUAGCUUAAAUGUUCUGCUAAUUUUAUUUUCCCCUCAAUAAAGUUUCACAUCAUUA